CACGUCCCGACGUCACGCUACGGGCUCAUAUAAUUGUUGUGAAUAUGUAAUUGCGCUCGUACGACUGGUUGCUUCUAAAUUUGGCUUCGCGGUGGCAGGCUGUAGUCUGUGAGGUGGUCGCUGCGCCGAUGCUGUGUGAGGAUGUCAACAUCAACGGAGGCUGAAGGAAAUUAACCGAUAAAUGCGUGACCACGGGACGCCGUGGAGAAGCUGUUUCGCGAACAAGCAAGGUCACGAUAUGUCAAAAGUCGACGCUUAGUAGAAAAUCGUUGUGAGUUUAGAGAGACGUAAAUUAAGCUUUGCGCGCGUGCAGUAACGCGCUGGAGAUUCUUGGAGAACACCGAGACAACUGCUGCUUCGAUUUUCACACUGAAUGGACUUUUAAAAAUACUGUCUUAAAGCAUGGCAGCCAGCCAAAUGUCCCAGGAUGUUUCCUUUUUUUACGGAACCUGCACCUAACCCGCUAACCGGCCAGUGACUGACCUUUUACGCGCAGUGAAAGAUCCCUGAUCCCACAAUUUGUUUUUUUGUUUAUGCAGACGAACUUUGCAAAACAUUUUAAUGAUUCGAGAUCUGAGCAAGAUGUACCCCCCGGCACGGCAUCCGCCGGGACAGCCGUUAAAGUUCACCGUCACCGAGUCCUGCGACCGGAUCAAGGAGGAGUUCCACUUCCUGCAAGCCCAGUAUCACAGUCUGAAAAUGGAGUGUGAAAAACUGGCCAGUGAUAAAACUGAGAUGCAGAGACACUAUGUCAUGUACUAUGAAAUGUCGUAUGGACUCAACAUCGAGAUGCACAAACAGGCGGAGAUCGUCAAGCGGCUGAACGCAAUCUGCGCCCAAGUCAUCCCCUUCCUCUCUCAAGAGCAUCAGCAGCAGGUGGUGCAGGCGGUGGAGCGGGCCAAGCAGGUCACCAUGGCUGAACUCAACGCAAUCAUAGGAGUGG
Messenger RNA from Notothenia coriiceps (black rockcod), 943 nucleotides. RefSeq names its product transducin-like enhancer protein 4. Gene Ontology annotation, biological process: regulation of DNA-templated transcription; negative regulation of canonical Wnt signaling pathway. Gene Ontology annotation, molecular function: protein binding; transcription corepressor activity. The annotation marks the transcript as partial. NCBI's taxonomy places the organism in Eukaryota, Metazoa, Chordata, Actinopteri, Perciformes, Nototheniidae. Gene Ontology annotation, cellular component: transcription regulator complex; nucleus. The transcript has 6 exons. The record is from RefSeq and is a predicted model, not a curated record.